AUGUGGAAAUGGAGACUUGCCCUCAGUGGAGAGAGCGGUGCCGGGAAAACAGAGAGUACGAAGCUGUUAUUGCAACACAUCAUGAACCUAUGCAAAGGCAACUCACAGCUGGAGCAGCAGAUCCUGCAGGUAAAUCCAUUGCUUGAAGCUUUUGGCAAUGCCCAGACUGUGAUGAAUGACAACAGCAGCCGCUUUGGAAAGUACAUACAGCUGCGUUUCCAGCAGAAUACAGUGCGAGGUGCAAAGCUGAGCGAGUACCUGUUAGAGAAGUCACGGGUAGUGCAACAAGAUGCUGGGGAGAGAAAUUUCCAUAUCUUCUACUACAUGUUUGCUGGACUCUCUUCAGAGGAAAAGGAGAUGUAUGGGCUGUUGGAUCCUUCACUCUACAGGUACAUAAGUGGACGAUUUGGUACACAAGAUGUAGCUCAACGCUGGAAGCACAAAUACCAAGAGGUGUGCAAUGCCCUUGACAUGGUGGGCUUCCAAGAACAGGAGCAAGUGGACAUGCAGGCUAUCUUGGCUGGUGUGUUGUCUCUGGGCAAUGUGACCUUUGAGCCUGAGGAGAGCAGUGGGUGUGUAAAAGUGAGUGAAACCUCCCGGGGAUGGCUGAAGGCUGCAGCGGUAAAUCCAUUGCUUGAAGCUUUUGGCAAUGCCCAGACUGUGAUGAAUGACAACAGCAGCCGCUUUGGAAAGUACAUACAGCUGCGUUUCCAGCAGAAUACAGUGCGAGGUGCAAAGCUGAGCGAGUACCUGUUAGAGAAGUCACGGGUAGUGCAACAAGAUGCUGGGGAGAGAAAUUUCCAUAUCUUCUACUACAUGUUUGCUGGACUCUCUUCAGAGGAAAAGGAGAUGUAUGGGCUGUUGGAUCCUUCACUCUACAGGUACAUAAGUGGACGAUUUGGUACACAAGAUGUAGCUCAACGCUGGAAGCACAAAUACCAAGAGGUGUGCAAUGCCCUUGACAUGGUGGGCUUCCAAGAACAGGAGCAAGUGGACAUGCAGGCUAUCUUGGCUGGUGUGUUGUCUCUGGGCAAUGUGACCUUUGAGCCUGAGGAGAGCAGUGGGUGUGUAAAAGUGAGUGAAACCUCCCGGGGAUGGCUGAAGGCUGCAGCGGGUCAGUUUGGAGUCCAAGAAGAUGAACUGUUAAAAUGCCUUAUUUGUACGAUGUCAGUGACCCGAGGUGAGCAGAUACAGCGUUUUCACACCCAGCAGCAGGCAGAAGAUGCUCGGGACUCCAUUGCAAAGGUGGCAUAUGGCCGAGUAUUUGGCUGGAUCGUUUGCAAGAUCAAUGAGCUGCUGGCUGAGAAUGUGGAUCCUGAGGUGGAACUGAGGGAGAUAGGUAUCUUGGAUAUUUUUGGGUUUGAAAACUUUGCGGUGAAUCGCUUUGAACAGCUCUGCAUCAACUUGGCCAAUGAGCAGCUGCAGCACUUCUUCAACCAUCUGGAGCAGGCUGCCUAUAAGGAAGAAGAGCUGCCUUGGGAGACUAUCACAUUCAACAAUAAUGAACCUAUUCUGAAUCUGCUCCUGGCCAAGCCACUUGGGCUCCUGUCUCUUCUGGAUGAGCAGAGUGCAUUCCCUCAGGCAACUGAUAAGACGUUUGUGGAUAAACUGAACAGCAGCUUCAAGGGGAAUUUACACUUCCAGCCAGGCCGAGGCCGUGUUUUGGGCUUCAGCAUCAUUCACUAUGCUGGAAAAGUACAGUACACUGCGGGGGGCUUUCUAGAGAAGAACAGAGACACCUUACCAGCCAACGUCCGUGGGCUCUUCAUCAACAGUGUCACCCCCUUGCUGAGUGUGCUGUUCACAGAAGUGGACAAGGUCGUUCACACUGAAAACAGAGUGCUGUAA
This is a messenger RNA of Opisthocomus hoazin, 1848 nucleotides long. Lineage: Eukaryota; Metazoa; Chordata; Aves; Opisthocomiformes; Opisthocomidae. The record is from RefSeq and is a predicted model, not a curated record.